Molecule: messenger RNA, 774 nt
Organism: Rangifer tarandus platyrhynchus (Svalbard reindeer)
Lineage: Eukaryota; Metazoa; Chordata; Mammalia; Artiodactyla; Cervidae
Source: the annotation of a GenBank genome assembly
AUGGGCUUCAUGUUUGUAAGGUUUUUAAGUUGUGAGAAGGUCCUCAAUACACUCCCCCAGGGAAGGCCCCGGGAGGGCUUCUCUGCCCCCUGCAGCCGGCUGGCCCUGCCUUUCCCCAGAGGCACCACGUGGCUGGAGGCCUCUGGGGGCGCGUGGGGAGCUCUGGAGGAUAGCCCCUAUGGCUCAGGAGGGUAUAAAAGGCCCAGUGGAGGACCUCCAGGCGCCAGCAGACUUCCAGCACCAGGACUGGACCACAGGACUCCACAGGCCAGAUGGCCUGUCCUCUUCUCCCCAGGAGCCAUGCUGCUGUGGCUGACCCUCGCCCUCCUGUUGAGCCCCACCUGCUGGGCACAGCAAGUGUAUGGGCGUGGAGGAGGUGACUAUUUCAGUACCUCUAGAGACUUCCAAAACGAUAUCACCGGGAUUCGAGUGUUCAUAGGUCCUCUGGGCCUAAUCAAGAGUAUCCAGGUGAGAUAUGGCUCUUCCUGGAGUGCGAAAUAUGGAGCCCCAGGUGGGACACCUCAGGAAACCAUUCUGCAACCAGAAGAACACAUUAUAGGAAUCUACGGCUCCUAUAAGAACUUCCUCCGCUACUUGGUCAUAUACACAGACCAAGGGAGGCAGUUCCUAUUUGGGAAGGAAGAUGGCAACACCUUUAUUGAAUUCCCUGAUGACAGUGACAAGGUGCUCACCAGAGUCUACGGCCACUACAGGCUUCUGGGCAUUACUAGCAUUGGCUUUGAAUGGGGUUAUCCUUCAUUCUUAAACAAAUAG